Strongylus vulgaris is the source of this 573-nucleotide messenger RNA. The record is from the annotation of a GenBank genome assembly. Lineage: Eukaryota; Metazoa; Nematoda; Chromadorea; Rhabditida; Strongylidae.
AUGGGUGCUAUGAGAUUUGGUGGAAGUUGCUUCCAGAAAGAUGUCUUAUCACUGGUUUAUCUGUGCGAAUCCUUGAACUUACGUAAAGUAGCUGAUUACUGGAUGGGGGUAAUAGACAUCAAUCAGUGGCAACGUCGCCGUUUCUCUGACAAGAUCAUCGCUGAGUUGUUCAAUACCGUAACCGACAAGAAGAUUGCGGUUUUUGGAUUUGCUUUCAAGAAGAAUACUGGAGAUACUCGGGAUUCGUCAGCUAUUCAUAUCAUCAGCCAUCUUCUCGAAGAACGUGCUCGGAUUUCUGUCUAUGACCCGAAGGUGACAGAAACACAAAUGCGCUGGGAAUUGGCACAACGAUGUCCAGAAGAGACAGUGACAAAACUAGUCACAGUACAUGAUGAUCCUUAUGCUGCUGCAGAAGGAGCACAUGCGAUAGUUGUUGUUACAGAAUGGGAUGAGUUCAAGACCCUUGACUAUGAGCGAAUCUAUAAAACAAUGCAGCAUCCAGCGUCAAUCUUUGACGGUCGCCUUAUUUUGGACCAACGCCAAUUGCGCUCCUAUGGAUUCCGAACCUUUGCC